AUGCGCGUGACCGUGGCGGUGCCGUCGGCGAACGACGCGUUGAUCACCGUGGACGUGCACGAGGAGUGCGCGCUGGGAGAUCUACGCGCCGCGGUGCUGUGCGAGAUCGGCGACGCGGCGAUGGUGGAACGGUUGGCGACGCGUGGACGAUUCGUUCGAGAGGGACGGGUGAUCGAGGGUGGACUCGAUCGAACGUUGGAGAGCGCUGGGAUAGGGGAGAAUGAUGUGUUGGUGCUGGAGAGCGACGCUGGGGGGGGCGGGAGCGGGAGCGGCGUGGGGGUGAGCGUGGAGGGCCAGAUGGCGGAACUGAGAGGGAACGCGGGGAUGAUGGAACGAAUACGCGCCAUGCACCCGGGUCUGGCGGCUGCCGUCGAUCGAAACGAUGCGACGGAGUUUCAGAGGAUGAUGCGUGAGGUGACGUCCGCGACGGAGGCGAGGAAGCGGGCGUAUGAAGAGUACGCGGCGUUGGCGUCGGCGGAUCCUUUCGAUGUGGAGGCGCAGCGGAAAAUCGAAGAGGCUAUUCGGCGGGAAAACGUGCAGCAUAACAUGGAACGAGCGAUAGAGGAGACGCCGGAGGCGUUCGGGCAGGUGUUCAUGCUGUACGUCGACGUCGAGGUGAACGGAGUGGCGCUCAAGGCUUUCGUCGACAGCGGAGCGCAGAUGUCCAUCAUGUCGGUGACGUGCGCGCGGAGGUGUGGACUCGAGCGUUUGAUUGAUAACAACUUCGCGGGAGAGGCCAGGGGUGUGGGCGUGCAGAAGAUCAUCGGACGCGUUCACCAAGCCCCGCUCAAGGUUGCUGAGCAGUUCGUGCCGAUCGCGAUCACGGUUUUGGAGAAGGAGAACGAUAUCGAUUUCAUUUUUGGGUUGGACAUGCUUCGCAGACACGCGUGCUCGAUCGAUUUGAAGCGAAAUGUCCUCGUCAUCGGCUCCACGGGCACGGAGUUGCCGUUCUUGAGCGAGGCCGAGGUUGGGAAACAGAUGGGAGUGUUUUCCAACGGUGGAGACGCGGGAGAUACGGUCGCCAAGUCUCCGGCUCCAGCGAACGACUCGGGCGAGCAAGCGCCGUCAAGCGCGACGACCUCCAGGCCGGACGAGGAAAAGAUUUCUCGCUUGAUGGCGCUCGGUUUCGGACGUCAAGAAGUCAUCAACGCCCUCGAAUCCACAGGAGGCAACGAAGAGUUCGCGGGCGCGCUGUUAUUUGGCUAA
This is a messenger RNA of Ostreococcus tauri, 1206 nucleotides long. Its product is annotated as UBA-like. The transcript has a single exon. Lineage: Eukaryota; Viridiplantae; Chlorophyta; Mamiellophyceae; Mamiellales; Bathycoccaceae. The record is from RefSeq and is a predicted model, not a curated record. Gene Ontology annotation, biological process: proteolysis. Gene Ontology annotation, molecular function: aspartic-type endopeptidase activity; protein binding. Bases 1 to 1206 code for a protein of 401 amino acids.